AUGAUAUCUCACGUCGAGACCGCCCAGGCGGAUCAGAUAGACUCCGCGUCUCAAAAUUGGAUUGCUCAAGCUGAACAACCUCAUCUCGUCGACGAGCACGUUAUUCAAGCCGAAAAUGAAGACAAGAUGACACCGUACUUGUUCUUCUUAAUUGCUUCGGCGGCCCUUGGAGGAUUCCUAUACGGUUACGACACUGGUGUCGUUGGCGUUGCACUUCCUUAUGUUGGAACUGAUUUUGGCUAUGCCCUCUCCUACCUUCAACAGGAGAUUGCCACGGCGGCCACCACCGUCGGCUCGAUUUUCGGGGCUGCCAUCUUGGGCAUGUUCGCCGAUAGAUGGGGUCGAAAGCUCUGUUUACUGAUCUCUGACCUAUUCUUUACCGCCGGUGCUAUCGUCAUCGCAUCGAGCUUUUCUCUCGGCCAGCUCAUCGCCGGCCGUCUUAUCCUGGGCGUCGGGGUGGGUGGCGCGGCUGUUAUCUGUCCACUUUACAUCACUGAGCUGGCUCCCACGGCCGUUCGUGGACGAUGUGUAGGGACAAAUGGUUUUUGCAUUCCAUUUGGCCAGACAGUCGCCGUGGCCAUUGGUGCCGGUAUGCAGCACGUCAACGGCAACUGGAGGAUCCUGUUUGGUCUUGGGGUUGUGCCCUCGCUUCUGCAACUCGCCCUGAUGCACAAGUUACCAGAGUCUCCUCGCGUUCUUAUCCUUCGUGGCCAAGACGACAAGGCUCGAGAAGUACUCCAGACAAUCUACAAGUUCGCUUCACCCGAGAUCAUUGAGCUGAAGCUGCGCAUCGUCAAAGAUCACAUUGCGGCUACCACGGCUUUGCAACGCUCGACCACCUUCUGGCAACGCUCUAAGAAGUUAUGGACUCACAAGCCAUACCGCCGUUCAAUCUUCACUGUCAGUUUCAUCCAGGUCUUUGGUCAAUUUACUGGGUAUAACACCCUUCUAUACUACGCUGGAACACUAUUCGGACUCUUGGGUCUUUCCAAUCCGUCCGUUGGAGGCUUAAUUCCUUCAAUCACCAACACUUUCUUCCUUCUUUGCGGCAUGGUUAUGGUAGACCGGAUCGGUCGCCGUGGGCUGCUGAUGAAAUUCGGUCCCAUCAUGGUCAUCGGUCUAACUUGGUGUCUGGUCGCUUUUUACUACAUGUGUAAGCCCACGGGCCACGUCCUGGUUGAUGGCUACCCUUAUCCCCAGAAGGAUGUUGGCCUUGUUAUAGCCGGAAUCGUGAUUUUCGUCUCCGGCUUUGGGUCCACCUAUGCCCAUCUUUGUUGGUACCAGUCCGAGUAUCUCGCUCUCGAGAUUCGUGCAGCGGGUAGUGCUAUUAGCACAACUGCUAGUUUUUCAGCAAAUCUGGUGGUUGCCGUGUCAUUCCUCACCGAACUCGAACAGCUGACUCCUAGCGGGACAUACGGUCUAUACCUCGGCUUCAUCAUUAUCGGCCUGGUGCUUGCCUAUUUCUGCUAUCCCGAAACCAAGGGCCUAUCUGUCGACGAAGCCUUCACCCUAUUCGACGAGGGCUUCGGUGUCAAGAAAUCAAGGGAGAUGCGACGAGAGAAGAUCCAAAUGCAACAGACCUACAACAUGCCAGCGGUAGUCACCGAGGGAGUUGAGAAAGGCGAGGUCUCUCAGACGGAGAAUGUGGACCCCAUCAAAUGA
Penicillium cataractarum is the source of this 1662-nucleotide messenger RNA. Its product is annotated as sugar porter family MFS transporter. Gene Ontology annotation, molecular function: myo-inositol:proton symporter activity. The transcript has 5 exons. The coding region runs from base 1 to 1662 and encodes 553 amino acids. Gene Ontology annotation, biological process: transmembrane transport. Gene Ontology annotation, cellular component: membrane. Lineage: Eukaryota; Fungi; Ascomycota; Eurotiomycetes; Eurotiales; Aspergillaceae. The record is from RefSeq and is a predicted model, not a curated record.